AGAGUUCGAGAGUUUUCUUUAUUCCCUAGCGUUUCUCACUCUCUACACUUGGUGUUUUGUGUUUGAGAUCUUUCAGAAGAAAAGCGAUAUGGCCGGAGUAGGAAGCAACGUGAUGGUCAACGGCGGUCGGAAUUUGCCAAGCGGGAUUUACGGCCGUAUGAUUCCGAAGAGGGGAAGGGUGAAGGUGGCGAUACUGGUUGGGAUUGCUAACUCUGUUGCUUCCAUCUUCUCACGCAGUAGUUGUGGAGCCGCUGCUCUCUUGUCCUAACUUCAGACAACACUGAAAAAUUUGAGGAUUUUGUAAGAGCCCAUGGUAGAGUGUGAGUAGAAGUUAGAAGUAGAGGUGUUGCUGCCCUCGGAAUGAUGUGAGCAGAUCUGUUUUUCCUUUUUCUUCUUUUCUUUCUCUGUUGUUCAUUUCUGAUUUGUCCAUGGUUUUUGCGCUGGCGAUGAAAAUAAAUUCUUAUUGUUUUCUUUUUUGAAAUUACUUGAUUUCCUUCCUUUAUGUUGUUUGAGUUUCUGGAACACUUUUAAUUUUCCUGUUGAUCUCCUUCUGUUUGGAUAGCAAGAAAAUUCAACUCCAUCUGCUGUUCUUUCAAUUUUCAACUACCAUUCGUUGGUAUCAAAAGAGUGAAUUCUUCAAAGCUAGGAUGAUUUGAUAUGGGUUCUGGGAUCUGGAGUUCCAGCUACCCUUUUAGAAAAGAAAAGAUUUUUUUUUUU
Molecule: messenger RNA, 717 nt
Organism: Rubroshorea leprosula
Lineage: Eukaryota; Viridiplantae; Streptophyta; Magnoliopsida; Malvales; Dipterocarpaceae
Source: the annotation of a GenBank genome assembly